Messenger RNA from Liolophura sinensis, 4633 nucleotides. Its product is annotated as erythroid differentiation-related factor 1-like. Bases 336 to 3779 code for a protein of 1147 amino acids. The record is from RefSeq and is a predicted model, not a curated record. Gene Ontology annotation, biological process: positive regulation of DNA-templated transcription. The transcript is spliced from 22 exons. NCBI's taxonomy places the organism in Eukaryota, Metazoa, Mollusca, Polyplacophora, Chitonida, Chitonidae.
UAUUCUCGUAACUAAGCGCCCAAAGUUGAAAUGAGCCACCGUUUUUAUGAAAGAAUACACUGGUAAAAAUCGAUAUGUCACAAUACAGUUUUCCUCAGUGCUAACCCGUGGGGGGAGGUGGGAGGAGACAUGAGGUCAAUAUCCUGUGACAAAAACAUUUCCAGAAUUUGAACAAGGUACGAGUUGUUUAUCGGAGAAAACUCUGGAACCUGUCGUUAGUUUCGUAUUUUGCAGACGAAUCUAUGGACGGCGAAUGAAGAUGUGCCAGUUUGCGCCUAUUUCCACGAAUAAUUUGUGAUUUCGCCGACUUGUAUAAUGCUCUAAAAGUGCACAAGAUGACAGAGCGAGAAGAAAAAGCGUCAGCACUUGGCUCUGAGCCACAGGGACAGGUGAUGGAAUGGAGACCUCGCUGCGAUGUCCAAUCAGUGGAUGACAAAAAGAAUGCCACGGUGGAGGCGAAUUUUCUCAGCCCUAACACCGAUCUCAACCUUCCUCCUUCCAACUGGUUACGGAGCUCAUCACAAGUGGAGCGUAACCUCAGAGACAGUUGGCUGGGAUGGAAACAGACACAACGAGAAUUUUCCAGCUUCAACAUGGGUAAUGAGUUUCCUGAAUUUAUUGGAGAGGUGGAUGUUAUUUCUGAUGCAGAGAACAUCAAGAAGCUGUUGAAAAUUCCCUACAACAAGGCACACGUCAGCAUGAUGGUUCAUAGGGUCAGAAAAACCUUGUUACUGGAUGAUUUUGACAUUCACAAACAUCUGCUUAGGCAGCAAGAGGCAGACUGGGAAUGGAUGAGAAAGUUUUAUCAGGAAACAGUUAUGAGAAACAGAGAAGAAAAAAUGAAAUGUGUGAAGAAAAACAAAAGCCGAUAUCAUCUUCAGAACAGAAACUUGUAUUCUAAAUUUCUCUAUUACAGUGUGUCAGACACAGACGGUAAUGGAGGAGUGAAUGGUGAGGAGCGAGAGCAGCCUGCAGCGGAGGAUAGAAGUGUGACUGAAGACAGUAAGCUGCAGAUUGUACCUGAAUCCCAACAACAGUCAGGGGAGCCUGGUUUUCACCGUGAAGUUUUGUGGACGUUUGAGGAUAUACAGAUGUUGAUAGGUACAGACUUACCUGUCUUCAGGGCUGGCCAUCACCCCUGUGUCAGUGUUAGACUGAGGGAUAUGAGUGAGCCUGUGAAUGUGCUGACUGGAAUGGAUUACUGGCUGGACAACCUGAUGUGUAAUGUGCCCGAGCUGGCCAUGUGCUAUCACCUGAAUGGUAUUGUACAGAAUUAUGAACUUAUUAAAACAGCUGAAAUUCCUAAUCUUGACAACUCAAAGUUCUCACCACAAGAAGUCACAGACAUUGCCAAAAAUAUUUUAUCUUUUCUGAAAUCUAAUGCGACUAAAGAAGGCCACACCUACUGGCUGUAUAAAGGUGUGGAUGAUGACGUGGUCAAGCUGUAUGACCUGACCACUCUGUGCGCUGAUUACAUGGAAACUAAGAACGAGAACCCAUUCACAGUGCCACUGGGCAUGUUAUUAUACAGAGUGGCUCGCAACAUGUGGAAGACCGCAACAAGAAAACAUGCCUCCACAAUCAGGACACUACUCAACACCUGUGUCAUGUUACUGGACCAGGAGAAAUAUGCGCAGGUGUACACUUCGGCCCAUUUCCUGCUGGCGGAUGUCUACGUACCUGACAGUGUGGUUAGUGAUGUAUGGGGACUGUCAUCUAACAACGAUGAAUCUGACUCUGAGUGUGAGGAUGCAGAACAGGAUGAUGACAAACCAGAAACGUCUAAAUCAGUGAAGGUACAGUCCUUAUCUCAACCGGAACACAGUGAAGAGAAGAAACGAACAGCAGUGGUGAAGUUCAACAGUGCUCUCUUUGGUACUGCUGAGGAAAAAUGCAGGGAAUGCAUCAAGUGUAUCAUUAAGGGUAUCACCUGUCUCAACAAACAUAUGUCCGCAUCAGCAAGCUCCAACCAGGAAGAGACUCAGGCUACCUGUAACCCUGAUGAGGCCAUCCCUCUCUUCUAUGAGCCCUUGUACCCCAAACACAAGACUGACCCGUCCUCAGCUGACCAGAACACUGCAUCUCCCUCCACUCCAAAUGUGGCUGACAGUCUACUGAGCACCUACCAGAGCAGCAGUCCCACACGGUCACCCUCAGAGCGCUGGCAUCUGUUGUCCAAGGUGCUCCUGUACAGAAAAGCCGCCAUGGCAUACUACUCACUGGCAACCAUUACCAUGGAGUCCCAGAAGUACGGGACAGCUCUAAAAUAUAUCAAGCUAGCCAUUCUGUGCUUUGGGGCCAUGAACACACUAUUGCCUGCCAAAGGUAAGGACAACAAGCCCCUGCUGUGUGUCAUCCUGGGCACAGUGGCAGACAUCCGCCUCAUGAUUGCUCACAACAGCGCUAACAUGGAGACUUUUCAGCAUGAUUUCCAGCUUCAGGCAGAGGCAGAUGUCCAAAUCUCAGAGGCUGUGCAGGAAGAUCUGCCAGAGUUUGAUAAGGAGUGGAUGUACACGCUAACUGACAGUAUAGAGACAAACUUGAGAUGUUGUGGGCUGUGUUAUGAUGAGGCUCGGCAAAUAGCCUUGUCGGAAAAUAUGUCAGACCCUUCCAUGCUGCAGUCACUGGCUAAGAGGUUUGGUAAUGCCAUGAACGAGCUGGGUGUGUUACACAUGAACAAAGCCCUGGCCGUGGUCACAGGCACAGCGGAGUGGAGGCCUGUUGAGGAGCAGGAGAUUGUGUGGAAGCUGAGUUACAGCUGUUUUGAUCAGGGAGUCCAGGCAUUUGAAUCUGUGGGGGACAUAACUAACCAGGCUCUUCUACUGUCCAACAUUGGCCAGCUGAUGAGGAUAUGUGCUCAGGCCCAUGCUAUGGCUAUAACAGAUGGGGAAAACAAGAGGGAGUUCUGUGCAGGGGAGAGGCACUACUAUACAAAGGCAAUAAACUUUUACCAGAAAGCUCUGACAGUUUUGUCGAGCCGGCCCAAGUUACCUCAGAUAUGGGAUUCUGUGAACUGGGAGUUGUCCACUACAUACUUCAACAUGGCCAUGUUACUUCAGGAUCAUGCACCAGUGUCAUCCAUGUCUUUAGAACAGACAGAGAAGGAGAUAACAGAGUUGAUGAACAAGGCACUGAGACACUGUGAUGUGGAGAGGAAUUCCUGUAAAGCUGUUGGUUAUCAGUACAGAGCUGCCACCAUCAACUACAGACUGGCCUCACUCCACCACAACAGUUAUAGGAAACAGGCCAACACUGAACAGAAGCGGAAGUAUUUGCGCCAGAUUGCCUUUAACCAUUAUGACAAGGCAGCUAUGUUCUUUGAACUAACCGAAAGUUUCAGUGACUUACUGAGGGUUCAUCUAGAACAAGUGGCCCUCUGUGAAUUCUGUUUGGAAGAGUUACAGGGCUCAGGAUUGAAGUGUAAGAUGAUGGAGGAUAUACUGGGGUAUCUGCUCUCCUGUAAGACUACUGUCGCUGGCCUGGUCAGGCUGUCCAAGGAGAAGGACUGCCAGGAGAGCUGUGAGCUGGCAGAGUGGGACAAACUCCUCAAUAUACUCAAAUCACGGCUACUCCAUAUUUUACUCUCUCUCAUGAAACAGUACAGUAAGCUGAAGAAAGGGAAAGAAGGCGAGAGCAACAAGCUACAGAAGCUGAACACAAUGUAUAGUUCAGCGCUACAGGGCUUUGCUGCUGAUGACCGAUCCGUGGUAGAGAAGUGUGAAUGUGCAGAGCAGGUAUUAUCUCUCAUAGAGAACACCUGGAUAGGAGAGAAUGGCUGAUGUGCGGGACACAUCAUCACAGGACGGUUGUGCGAUGGGGAAUGUUUGCAUUAACUCACAUCGUCAAUGCUAUGGGAAAUAUUAAGUGAUGACUUGAUUCCAGAUACAAGUGGAGAACUACAACUACAACACACAUUAUCUGACUGAACUAAGAAGAAAUCCCAGGCUUUAUGUUUGUGUAACAUUCACUCUCGCUGAAGUCAUACUAGUCGCUAACUUCAGUAUAAAGAAACUACUCUUAGUUCGUCUCAUGACGCCUUUUUUGUAUGUAGAGGUUAAAGCUUAGUGCCAUUCACAAUCAUUGUUUCAAGUUAAAGAGCCAACAUCAUUUCCCAAAAUAUGGACGCAAGGACUGAGUUGAUGAACAGUCUAUGUGCAGAAGUACGUCUUAUAGCAGAUCUAAUUAGCAACAAAUCCAUGUAGGGAGUGAUAACUAGAUAUGACUUCAGCGAGAUUUAGGGAGGGAGAGGGGAGUAGGGGACACACCUGUUUGAUACCAACAGCUGUAUCUGUUCAGGGAAUCAAAAUGGUCCAGUGGGACAGGUCAGUGGAUACAUAAGCGAUUAAAGAUUGGACAGUGUUAUUAUGGCAGAAAUGGUCUGAACCACACAAGUUGGACUGGACUACAAGCCUUAGUGAACAUCUUCGGGGGAGACUUCCAAUGAUCGUGAAGUUUGCCAAAUUUUAAAUGUGAUAUAUCGAUCUAGACAGGUUAAAUUAACUAUUUAUUAUUAGUUAAUCAGUGCUCAAGGUGAUUAUUAUUAUGUUUUCUCUUUGAUCUCACACAUACUCGGCUGGAGAUAAUUCUGGAACAGUCAUACGCUUUAAAUGUGUACAAUAAAACAAGUGUUCAA